ACGGAAUAACAAUUGGUUAAAAUAUUCUACUUUCCAAAAACCAUGACAGUCUGAUAAAUAUAUUUAUAAUUUAGCUAGAAACGUUCAGACAAGGAAUUGGGAAAAGAGCACGAUGAAAACUUAUAUCGGAAGCCACGCCUUAUCGCUGUUGCAAUGAUGACAAAAAAAGAUAUUUGUUCAUACAAAGUUGUGUUCAAAUUUCUAAGAAAUAAAGGAAUUGUUCCAACAAAAGUUAUGGCAGACUUUGAGACAGCAAUAAGGAAUCAGUGGAGCAUAUCUGUCCAGAAGCCCAAAUGCUGGGAUGUUGGUUCCACUUCUGCCAAGCAAUUAGACGCAGAUUUGAACGAAGAACAAAUAUGCGCCAAACGUCUAAUUGGAAUGUUUCAGCAACUACCAAGGGAUCAUAUUGAGAACGGUUUAAUGGAAAUAAUGGAGCUUCAAAAACGUUAUCAUUUGCACGUGGCCUUAAAAGAUUUUAACACAUACUUUAAAAACUUCUGGAUGAGACAAGUUACUACAGAUGUCUUUUGUGUUUCUAAUGUUGAGGCAAGAACCAAAAACUAUGUAGAGAGUUUAUUUGCCAAAAUGAAAAAAAACAUACCAACAAAGCCAAAUAUUUAUUGCCUUCUGCAAAAUUUGAUUAGCCUUGUGAACGAAACGCACAUGAAGUUUCUGUAUGAAAAGGGGAAUGGAGUGCGAAUUAUAGACCAUAGCUUCCUCGAACCUGAACUGUUCCGAACUGCUUUUUCUUCACGACUUAUUCGUUGUGAACAAUUAACAUUGUAA
Molecule: messenger RNA, 786 nt
Organism: Clunio marinus
Lineage: Eukaryota; Metazoa; Arthropoda; Insecta; Diptera; Chironomidae
Source: the annotation of a GenBank genome assembly